CAAUUAAUUUUGUGAAAAUUCAGUGAAAAAAGUUUCAUACUUUGAAAACUUUGCUUUGCAAGUUAGUCUUUUUAUUACCUUUUCUUAAAAAAAGAAUUGUCUUUCUAUUUUUAUUGGUACAAAACAAACUGAUAACUGAUAUUAAGCCAGUUAGUUAAGCUUAAGCUGCGAGCCACAAAUGAGCCGAUCAUUAAACGUAGCUGUGAUCGGAGCCGGAGUGGCUGGCCUCUGCGCCGCUCGUGAGCUAAAAACUCAGGGCCACCGAGUCACCAUCUUCGAAAAAGCCAAUCAAAUCGGUGGGACGUGGGCAUACGACACACGUGUGGAAUCCGACCCACUGAGUCUGGACCCAACACGGGAAAUCGUCCAUGGCAGCCUCUACCGAUCUCUACGCACCAAUCUCCCCAGACACCUCAUGGGAUUUCUCGAUUACCCUUUUGAGAAGCGCCCAAAUGGGGACUCCAGAACAUUCCCUGCUCACCGAGAAGUGCUCUGUUUUCUCACUAAGUUCGCUAAUGAAUUUGGACUCGUUGAGUUGGUUCGGUUCAACUCGGAAAUCGUUCGAGUUGAGCGAGUUGGAGAGAGGAAUGAUGAGUGGCUCGUUGAGUCGAUUACUCGGGGAUGUGACUCGGUGAGUGGUGAAGUGUUUGAAGCUGUGGUUGUCUGUAGUGGGAACUUCGUGGAGCCUCAAAUUCCUGUUCUUGUGGGAAUAGAGAAAUGGCGAAGAUAUCAAAUUCAUAGCCACAAUUACCGUGUUUUCGAACAAUUCGAGGACAGGUAUAUUGUGGUUUUGAUUGGAUUUGGAGCUAGUGCUUUUGACAUCUCUAGAGAUAUAGCAACUGAAGCUAAACAAGUUCAUAUUGCCACAAGAAGCCCUGAUGUGAAACUUGGAAAGUUGGAAAAUCACAACAAUAUAUGGCAUCAUAUGAUGAUAGAUCAUGUUUGUGAAGAUGGUAGAGUUGUUUUUCAAGAUGGAUCCUCAGUUUGUGCUGAUACCAUUUUCUAUUGUACUGGAUUCAAAUAUCGUUAUCCAUUUCUCGAAACAAAUGGAGUUGUAACUGUUGAUGAAAACCGUGUUGGACCCUUGUAUAGUCACGUCUUUCCUCCAAGCUUGGCUCCGGGGCUCUCCUUCAUCGGUAUACCUGUAAAGGGUCCAAUCUUCAACACAAUAGAGCUGCAAUCCAAGUGGGUAGCGCAUGUUCUAUCUGGUAAGGUGAUGUUGCCGAAAGAAGAGGAAAUGAUGGCUUCCACUAAUGAAUUCUACAAGAAAAUGCAGGAGCUUGGGUUGCCGAAACGCUCAACUCAUUUCCUUACACCAUAUCAGGUUGGAUACCAAAAUUGGUUAUGUGCUCAGAUUGGAUUGCCUCCGCUAGAGAAGUGGAGAUAUCAGAUGUACGAAGAGAGCGUCAAGAACAUAAUAGAAAUGCGGGAUGGCUACAAGGACCGGUGGGAUGAUGCUUACUGGGACGGAAUCAUCAAUUUGUAAUUCUUAUGCAUUAACAUGUUUCUGCUUAAAUUCUUGUGUCAAAUCUGAGCUACUAUCGACCAAAUGAUCUUGAUCUUGUAUUGUGGAGCUAAAAGGCCACAUUUGCUAUUCUUUUAGAGGAAUGGAAUAGAUUUUUAUUGUAGCAAUUGUGUAAGAAGGAAUAAGGAUAAGAAAUGAUGGAAUAAUAAUACAAGUAAUAAAGUGUGUGUACCAAAAAGAAAAUGACACAAAGUGAGAGAUAAGCCUAGCUGGAAAGAAUGAGAAUAAAAACACCAUACAUCUCCAUUAUUGAGGACUUUGUAAGAUUCUCAUCUUUACUAUUUAUCUUAUCUGCCUUUUAUUUUUGAAA
This is a messenger RNA of Cannabis sativa, 1835 nucleotides long. Its product is annotated as flavin-containing monooxygenase FMO GS-OX-like 2. NCBI's taxonomy places the organism in Eukaryota, Viridiplantae, Streptophyta, Magnoliopsida, Rosales, Cannabaceae. Gene Ontology annotation, molecular function: NADP binding; N,N-dimethylaniline monooxygenase activity; flavin adenine dinucleotide binding. The record is from RefSeq and is a predicted model, not a curated record. The transcript has 7 exons. The coding region runs from base 179 to 1486 and encodes 435 amino acids.